AUGGCAACUCUUCAAGACAUUGGUGUCUCAGCAGCUAUCAACAUACUCUCAGCCUUUGCAUUCUUGUUAGCAUUUGCUUUGCUAAGAAUUCAACCAAUCAAUGACAGAGUUUAUUUCCCUAAAUGGUAUAUUAGUGGUGGCAGAAGCAAUCCAAGAAGCUCUGCAAAUUUUGUUGGAAAAUUUGUUAAUCUUAAUUUCAAGACUUAUUUGACUUUUCUUAAUUGGAUGCCUCAAGCUUUGAGAAUGAGUGAGACUGAAAUUAUUAAUCAUGCUGGUCUUGAUUCUGCUGUUUUUCUCAGAAUUUACACUCUUGGCUUAAAGAUGUUUAUUCCGGUGACAAUUGUGGCACUCCUCAUUCUUAUUCCAGUCAAUGUAUCAAGUGGGACAUUAUUUUUCCUAAGAAGAGAAUUGGUCGUGAGUGAUAUCGAUAAACUCUCGAUAUCAAAUGUUCCGCCUAAAUCUUUAAGAUUUUUUGUUCACAUAGGAUUGGAAUACAUGUUAACAAUAUGGAUUUGUUUUCUGCUCUACAAGGAGUAUGAUAAUGUAGCUUUAAUGAGAUUGCAUUUCUUGGCCUCACAACGCAGGCGUGUAGAGCAAUUUACGGUAGUUGUCAGGAAUGUCCCUCAUAUUUCUGGUCACUCGGUAUCAGAUAGUGUGGACAGCUUCUUUAAAACAAACCACCCAGAUCAUUAUAUUGGACACCAGGCUGUCUACAAUGCAAAUAGAUUCGCUAAAUUUGUGAGAAAAAGAGAUAGACUUCAAAAUUGGCUGGACUAUUACCGGAUCAAGUUUCAGAAACAUCCUGAUACAAGGCCAACUGUCAAGACUGGAUGUUUAGGGCUUUGGGGUAGGAAAGUUGAUGCUAUCGAGUACUAUGACCAACAUGUUAAGGAACUUGAUAAACUGAUGACAUUGGAGCGCCAGAAAAUUAUAAAAGAUCCUAAAUCUAUUUUGCCAGUGGCUUUUCUUUCAUUCAAUUCACGUUGGGCAGCAUCAGUAUGUGCACAAACCCAACAAAGCAAAAAUCCUACACUUUGGUUGACCGAUUGGGCUCCAGAGCCACGUGACAUAUAUUGGCAAAACUUGUCCAUACCAUUUGUUUCUUUAACUGUCCGUAAACUUGUAAUAACGUUGUCGGUGUUUGCCUUGGUAUUCUUCUACAUGAUUCCCAUUGCUUUUGUUCAAUCCCUUGCAAAUUUGGAUGGUCUUGAAAAAGUUGCUCCUUUCCUCAGACCAGUGAUAGAGUUGAAAUUCAUCAAGUCCUUUCUACAAGGUUUUCUUCCUGGUUUGGCCCUUAAAAUAUUUUUAUAUAUUCUACCAACAGUUCUGAUGAUUAUGUCAAAAAUUGAGGGAUAUAUUGCAUUAUCAACUCUCGAGCGGAAAACAGCAGCAAAAUAUUAUUACUUUAUGCUGGUGAAUGUUUUCUUGGGAAGCAUAAUAACUGGAACUGCAUUUGAACAACUGCAUGCUUUUCUUCAUCAGUCACCUACACAAAUUCCUAGAACAAUUGGAGUUUCCAUUCCAAUGAAGGCUACCUUCUUUAUAACUUACAUAAUGGUUGAUGGCUGGGCUGGAAUUGCUGGUGAGAUUCUCAGAUUAAAGCCAUUGGUUAUAUAUCAUCUUAAGAACAUGUUCAUAGUUAAAACCGAGAGAGAUCGAGGAAAGGCCAUGGAUCCAGGGAGUGUGGAGUUUCCCGAAACUCUUCCGAGCCUUCAACUAUAUUUCCUUCUUGGUAUUGUGUAUGCUGUGAUGACUCCAAUCCUUCUUCCUUUCAUACUUGUCUUCUUCGCCUUUGCAUAUUUGGUUUACCGUCAUCAGAUAAUCAAUGUCUACCAUCAACAAUAUGAAAGCGCUGCUGCAUUUUGGCCACAAGUUCACAGCCGCAUCAUCGCAAGCUUAAUACUAUCCCAGAUUCUUCUGUUUGGCUUGCUUAGCACAAAAAAGGCAGUGAAGUCUACACCUUUGCUUAUAAUGUUACCAAUAUUGACAUUUGCAUUUCACAAGUACUGCAAGAGACGUUUUGAGCCAGCAUUUAGGAAGUACCCUGUUGAGGAAGCAAUGGCUAAGGAUAUACUAGAGAAAACCACAGAACCUGACCUAAACAUAAAGGCAUAUUUAGCAGAUUCUUACUUGCAUCCAAUCUUAAGAUCGUUCGAAGUUGAAGAAGAGGAACUGGUUGAACUAGAAACGGUUGAAGUAAGAGUAGAUAAACACCAAACUCAUCAUGUUGCUAGUCCAAUAUUGAGUGAGCCUGGUUCACCUUCACCACCACAUCAUGUCCAUCAACACCAACAUCAACCUUCACCACCUCAUUACAAUGACUACCCUUUACCUCCUGAGUAUUAUUACCAUCCUACCUCCCCUACUCAUUAUGCCUAUCAAUAUCAAAAUCAACCUUGAAUUGAGCUAAUUCUUAUCAGUUACAAAGUUGCAUAAGACCCUUAUUAGUGUUUUUCUUUUUAAUUUUUAUUGACUUAGAUGUGUUUUGUCCAUUUACCUAUUGCAAUUGUAAAUUAUCAUUAUUUUUUUCUUGAUGUAAAUGUUAUGGCUUCUUUUUAACAAUGAGGUGGUUAAAGUAGGAAGAUUUCACUUGAUCAAGUUGGUGGAAA
Molecule: messenger RNA, 2609 nt
Organism: Medicago truncatula (barrel medic)
Lineage: Eukaryota; Viridiplantae; Streptophyta; Magnoliopsida; Fabales; Fabaceae
Product: CSC1-like protein At1g32090
Exons: 11
Coding region: 1-2400 (799 amino acids)
Cellular component (GO): plasma membrane
Molecular function (GO): calcium-activated cation channel activity
Source: RefSeq, a predicted model, not a curated record